Lotus japonicus is the source of this 2979-nucleotide messenger RNA. RefSeq lists its product as uncharacterized. NCBI's taxonomy places the organism in Eukaryota, Viridiplantae, Streptophyta, Magnoliopsida, Fabales, Fabaceae. Bases 1 to 2979 code for a protein of 992 amino acids. The record is from RefSeq and is a predicted model, not a curated record. The transcript has 4 exons.
AUGAGGAUUAGUGAAUGCUUUAGUGUUGUUAGUGGAAUCUGGAUUAGUUUUGACACACAUAAGAGUAAUUUUCAUGCUUUCUUUGCUUCUGAUACUUUCCUGACCUUCCUCUUCUAUCUGAAGAUUCUUGGUGUGAUGGAUAAAUCAUGGAUUAAAAAGCCACGCAACACACUUGAGUAUCAUCGAGGAUUAAAUGGUUUUUUAGACUUUGCCUUUGAACACAGUUCUUCUGAGGGUACAAUUAUAUGUCCGUGUGAUAAAUGUGGUUUUAAGAAGUGGAAGACUCGACCAGAAGUCUUUGACCACUUAAUAUGUAAACCGUUUCCUGAAACUUACACAUUCUGGUGUGACCAUGGGGAGACUUUAUUGGGGGAAUCAGUUUCUGGUCCACCUAAUAUUCAAGAGAGCAUUGUAGAUGAAGAUGUUAUGCCACAUACAGUAAUUGAAGACCCAAUGCAGAAUAUGUUAAAGGAUGCUUUUGGAUUCUCUAGAAUGGAUGAUAAUGAAGAACACUCUCCAUCAUCAACAGAACAUGGUGAUGAAGGUGGAGGAGGCAUGCCUGAACGACAAUAUGGGGCAAGUGGUGCUAAAGAAUUUUAUGAUUUACUUCAAGAUGGAGAGCAACCAUUGUAUGAAGGAUGUACAAAGUUCUCAAAAUUGUCCUUCUUGGUGAAAUUAUAUCACAUUAAGUGUUUGUGUGGAGUUAGUGACAAAGAAAUGGGUAUGAUCAUUGAAUUGCUACAUGAAGCCUUCGAACAUGCGAAUAUCCCCGCAUCGGGUUAUGAGGCUAAAAAAGUCAUCAACAAGCUUGGUCUUAAGUACACCAAGAUACAUGCAUGCCCUAAUGAUUGUAUGUUAUAUUGGGGUGAAGAUGAAGAUAGAGAGAAAUGUAAAACAUGUGGGACAUCUAGGUGGGAGCCAUGUGGUAAAACAAAUGCAAGUGCUUCUCGAUUCAUUUCUACAAAGUCCCGAAAGAAGCUACCCGCAAAAGUUAUGCGGUACUUCCCGUUGAUCCCAAGGUUAAAAAGGAUGUUCAUGUCUUCAAAAACGGCUAAGAGUAUGGUUUGGCAUGAUGAGGUAAAUAACAAUGAUGGGAUGAUGAGGCAUCCAAGAGACUCCGAGGCUUGGAAGGAAUUUGAUCGGACACAUCAAAAUUUUGCAAAAGACCCUCGAAAUGUACGAUUGGCUUUAGCAAGUGAUGGAUUCAAUCCCUUUGGAUCUUUAAAAUCCAUUUAUAGUAUCUGGCCUCUAAUUCUGAUUCCAUACAAUACUCCUCCAUGGAUGUGUAUGAAGCCAACCAACUAUAUUCUUUCAACUGUGAUUCCUGGAAAGCGCGCGCCGGGUAAUGAUAUUGACAUCUACAUGCAACCUCUUAUAGAGGAGUUGAAAGUGUUGUGGGAAACAGGUGUUGAAACGUAUGAUGCUUCAAGGAAUGAAGUGUUCAUGAUGCGAGCAUGCCUAUUAUGGACCAUUAGUGACUUUCCUGGUCUCGGGGUGCUUUCCGGAUGGAACACAUAUACCGGGCUUGCUUGUCCAUCUCUUAACUUUGAUUCAAUUCCUCUUCGUCUUCCAUUUAGUAAAAAGUGGUGUUUCAUGGGUCAUCGACGCUUUUUGUCUAAAGGACACAAGUUUCGGUUGAAUAAAAUUCACCUUUUUAAUGGAAAAAUUGAGGAUAGGGAUCCACCAAAAGCAUUAUCAGGCUCUGAUAUUUUGGAGCAAGUACGUAAUGUGGAAGUCACAUUUGGCAAACCCCCAGAACCAGAAGACAAGAUAAAGAGAACUCGUGGGAAGAAGAGGAAGAAGCAAACGAAGAAACCAACUCAACAAUGGAAAAAGAGGAGUAUAUUGUUUCAACUUCCAUAUUGGGAGUUUAAUAAGUUGCGACACAAUUUAGACGUCAUGCAUAUCGAAAAGAAUGUGUGCGACAAUAUACUCUUCACAUUAAUAAAUGACAAAGAAAAGAGAAAAGAUCAUGCAGAGGCUCGAAAAGACUUGCGUGCAAUGGGUAUAAAAAGAGAACUUUGGCCACCUGAUGAUGGGAGUAAGUUCCCUGCUGCUUUGUUUACACUAUCGAAGGAAGAGAUAAGUGUUAUGUUGAGCACCUUAAAAGAUAUUACCGUACCAGAUGGCUACUCAAGCAACAUUUCUAGAUGUGUUGACCUAGUUCAGCACAAGCUCUUUGGUUUGAAAAGCCACGAUUCUCAUAUAUUGAUGGAGCAAUUGCUACCCCUGUCGAUUAGGAAUGUGCUACCUGUCCAAGUUGCUACAGUGAUUGUUGACUUAUGCACAUUUUUCAAGCUAUUAUGUGCCAAAGUGUUGGACCAUGGUGAACUAGACAAGCUUAAGGAACAAAUUGUUCUCACACUAUGUCAAUUGGAAAUGUUGUUUCCUCCAUCAUUCUUCACAGUUAUGGUUCACCUUAUGGUGCAUCUACCCGAUGAAGCCAAACUCGGAGGACCAGUGCAUUACCGGUGGAUGUAUCCCAUAGAAAGGUUCUUGGGGAAAUUGAAGUCAUAUGUGCGUAACCAAGCACAACCUGAAGGCUCGAUAGCAGAAGGUUGGAUCUCUGAAGAGAUACUUACAUUUUGUUCAAGAUACUUGGACAAUGAAAUUGAGACAAGAUUCAAUCGCGGAGGUCGUGUUGACGAUUAUCCGUACGAGUCUUCAUCACUUUUAUUUCCCAAUGUAGGCAAACCUGUUGGAGGUUCAUCUUAUUUCACUUUGACAGAGAGAGAAUGGCUACAAGCACAUCGCCAUGUGGAAUUUAGAAUUAUCACAAAAAGGAGAUUAAGGUCUCGAACAAGGUCGUCAACUGAGAUUGAGAAGGAAGUUCAUCGUGGCUUUGUGGAAUGGUUUAGGCGUCGUAUUAUGAAUGAUAGUUCUAUUGCACACUCUGAUGAUAUUUGUGCCCUCGCGCAAGGCCCGCUUCAACAAGCCAGAAGGUUUACUGCAUAUAAUGUUAAUGGAUAUAAAUUCUGA